AUGGCUAAUCAGCUUUGGCGCCUGAACCGCAGCGGGGUGGUCCUGCUAUGCGUUUUCCUGGGGAUACUGCGUGAGUCCAGGACUCGGCAGAUCAGAUACUCAGUGCCGGAAGAGACGGACAAAGGCUUCUUCGUGGGCAAUAUCUCCAAGGACCUGGGGCUGGAGCCCCGGGAGCUGGCGGAGCGCGGAGUCCGCAUCAUCUCCAGAGGCAGGACGCAGCUUUUCGCUUUGAGCCCGCGAAGCGGCAGCUUGAUCACGGCGGGCAGGAUAGACCGGGAGGAGCUCUGCGAAGCGGUUUCCGCCUGUCUUUUAAAUAUGGAGAUUCUUGUAGAAGACACCUUGAAGAUUUAUGGAGUGGAGGUAGAAAUAAUGGAUAUUAAUGAUAACGCCCCCAGCUUCCGGGAAGAAGAAGUUGAGAUAAAAGUCAGUGAGCACGCAGCUCUGGGAUUGCGAUUUCCGCUUCCUAAUGCUAAGGAUCCAGAUGUGGGAAUGAACUCCCUCCAGAGUUAUCAGCUAAGCCCUAAUAGUUACUUUUCCUUGCAUGUGGGAGGCGGAAGCGAUGGGGCCAAGAAUCCAGAGCUUGUGUUGGAGGAAGCACUGGACCGGGAAAAAGAGACUGUUCACUUUCUCCGUCUCACAGCCUUAGAUGGAGGCUAUCCCAUCCGCAAGGGCGUGGUUCCCAUUCGGAUAGUGGUCCUUGAUGUAAAUGACCACAUCCCGAAGUUCACACAGUCAGUGUAUCGAGUGAGUGUUCCAGAGAAUCUCAGCUCUGGAACUCGUGUACUUUUCGUAAACGCAACUGAUCCAGAUGAAGGAGUCAAUGGGGAAGUGACGUAUUCAUUCCGGAAUGUGGAAAACAAAGCUUCUGAAAUAUUCCAGUUGGAUUCUCAAACUGGAGAAGUCCUAAUACGGGGAUCUCUGGAUUAUGAGAAAUACAAAUUCUAUGAGGUGGAAAUUCAAGGCCAAGAUGGUGGAGGUCUGCUAACGACAGCCAGGUUGUUGAUCACUGUUGCAGACGUGAAUGAUAACGCUCCGGAAAUAACCAUCACGUCUUCUACUAACUCAGUGCUGGAAAAUUCUCCUCCAGGUGCAGUAAUUGCUCUUCUUAAUGUGCAAGAUCAAGACUCUAAAGAAAAUGGUCUGGUUUCCUGUUUCGUUCCUAAGAAUUUACCUUUCAAAUUAGAAAAGACUUACGGAAAUUAUUACAAGUUGGUAACAAACAGCCCACUGGACAGGGAACAGGUUCAGAGCUACAAUGUAACAGUGACCGCUACAGACCAGGGAAGUCCACCCUUGUCUACAGAAACUCAUAUCUUGCUGAACGUGGCAGAUGCCAAUGAUAACCCACCAGCUUUCCUUCACUCCACUUACUCAGCCUUCAUACCUGAAAACAAUCCUAGAGGCUCUUCUAUCUUUUCAGUGACAGCGCACGACCCAGACAGCAAAGAGAACGCCAGAGUUAUUUACUCUCUGGCGGAAGACUCCAUCCAAGGGGUGCCUCUGUCCUCCUACAUCUCCAUCAAUUCUGACACUGGAGUUUUGUACGCGAUGUGCUCUUUUGACUACGAACAAUUCCGUGACCUUCAACUGUGGGUGACAGCACACGACAGCGGGGACCCGCCACUCAGCAGCAACGUAUCCCUGAGCCUAUGCGUGUUGGAUCAGAACGACAACAUACCAGAGAUCCUGUACCCUGCUCUUCCCACUGACGGCUCCACCGGAGUGGAGCUGGCACCUCGUUCCGCAGAACCUGGCUACCUGGUGACCAAAGUGGUGGCGGUGGACAGAGACUCUGGUCAAAACGCUUGGCUGUCCUACCGCCUACUCAAGGCUAGUGAACCAGGACUCUUCGUGGUAGGGGUACACACGGGCGAGGUACGCACAGCGCGAGUCCUGCAGGACAGAGAUGCGCUCAAGCAGAGCCUGGUGAUCGGGGUCCAGGACCGUGGUGAGCCCCCUCUCUCUGCCACAGUUACACUCACCGUAGCAGUGGCCGACAGCAUCCCCGAUAUCCUGGCGGAUCUAGGCAGCCAAGAGUCUCCAGCCAACCCCGAUAACUCCGGACUCACUCUGUACUUGGUGGUGGCUGUGACUGCGGUUUCCUGUGUCUUCCUUGCCUUUGUCAUUGUGCUGCUGGCACUCAGGCUGAGGCGCUGGCACACAUCGCGCCUACUCCAGUCUUCGACAGGUGGAUUGACCAGUGUACCAGGCACGCACUUUCUGGGUGUGGACGGGGUGCAGGCUUUCCUGCACACAUAUUCCCACGAGGUUUCUCUCACCGCUGACUCCCGGAAGAGUCACCUGAUCUUCCCCCAGCCAAACUAUGCAGAUACACUCAUUAGCCAGGAGAGUUAUGAGAAAAGCGAGCCACUCUUAAUAUCGGAAGACUCAGCUCCGGGUUUAGGCAAAAGUGAUCCGAUGAAUAAUCAGGUGAGAUUUCCCAAUCAACCAAGUGCUGCUGUCUCAGCACAAUCUUUUAGUUUGUUUUGUUUUUUUCUGAUCUAG
Molecule: messenger RNA, 2505 nt
Organism: Chrysochloris asiatica (Cape golden mole)
Lineage: Eukaryota; Metazoa; Chordata; Mammalia; Afrosoricida; Chrysochloridae
Gene: PCDHGA11
Product: protocadherin gamma subfamily A, 11
Exons: 1
Coding region: 1-2505 (834 amino acids)
Biological process (GO): homophilic cell-cell adhesion
Cellular component (GO): plasma membrane
Molecular function (GO): calcium ion binding
Source: RefSeq, a predicted model, not a curated record